Messenger RNA from Pochonia chlamydosporia 170, 420 nucleotides. RefSeq lists its product as hypothetical. The transcript has a single exon. Bases 1 to 420 code for a protein of 139 amino acids. The record is from RefSeq and is a predicted model, not a curated record. Lineage: Eukaryota; Fungi; Ascomycota; Sordariomycetes; Hypocreales; Clavicipitaceae.
AUGGCUCUCCAACUAGUUCAGGGGUCCACUGAGCCGUCUUUUUCGCCGUCCACUCCCCGUUUCUGUGGCUUGGUGGCCCUGGAACUUGGAGGUGCCACGAGCGUUGCGGCCCAGGCUAGAGGGGGAUGGACAUGGAGGCAAUGUCAGUCCAUCCAUCCAGAGUCUGGAGCCCAUACCCACGAGAAGAGCAAGAAGGCUGUGGGUUGGGUUGCACUGACGGCCUGCGACAAGUCGUCUGGUCCUUCGCACAUGCGGGUGCGAGGCACCAUGUCUUAUCUUGCCAACCUUCGCCCAGAUUGCUUUGUGCACAAUCUAUCCAAUUCUUUGUCACACGCGUUCCCCAUCAAUGUCGACGUGACGUCCUUCAAACACGUUUCUUUUUACGGGCGUUGUGCCAGCCAGAGCAAUCACCUGCAGUAG